AUGAAGAAAAAUCUUCAGAAAUGCUCAUCAGAUAACUGGGACUGCAAAUGCUCAGGGUCCGCAAAUAUCGCAAAUUGUUACGCGAAUUGCCCAGACAGCCCAGACUAUAUCGCCGCUCAAUCAUCCAGCGCCUCUAAUUGUGCUACUGCCAACGCCUACGACAAGGGAAAUACAGUUGUACCGAACACAUGGAAGACGAUGGACUUUUACAACAACGUGCACGUAACCGCCACAAGUACCGACAGUGAAGCUAGCCCAACAUCUACUGGUGCGGAGAAAUUGGACGCUCAAAAGGAAUCUACGAAGCCUUCUAAGGGAGCCGCGAAUGUGAAAGCCCAGGGAAGCUGGCUUGCUUUGGUUGGUUUGGGUAUUGGCGCAUUAUUCUGA
Penicillium brasilianum is the source of this 387-nucleotide messenger RNA. The record is from the annotation of a GenBank genome assembly. NCBI's taxonomy places the organism in Eukaryota, Fungi, Ascomycota, Eurotiomycetes, Eurotiales, Aspergillaceae.